Messenger RNA from Cladophialophora immunda, 2067 nucleotides. RefSeq lists its product as uncharacterized. Gene Ontology annotation, biological process: nucleolar large rRNA transcription by RNA polymerase I; transcription initiation at RNA polymerase I promoter. The transcript has a single exon. Lineage: Eukaryota; Fungi; Ascomycota; Eurotiomycetes; Chaetothyriales; Herpotrichiellaceae. Bases 106 to 1848 code for a protein of 580 amino acids. The record is from RefSeq and is a predicted model, not a curated record. Gene Ontology annotation, cellular component: RNA polymerase I upstream activating factor complex. Gene Ontology annotation, molecular function: rDNA binding; RNA polymerase I general transcription initiation factor activity.
CAUGUUCCAUGUAUCACUCAUUCCGGAGUAAAAUGUCAUUCGGCAGGUCUCACCUCUUGAUGCAGUCAGCGACACGCCAUAUGGCCUGGAGGGAGCGAGUUAGACAUGGAUCUCGACGACAGCCAGGAUGACGCCGGCGACGCCACGGUCAUCACAAAGCUCAAUAGCCCUCCCCUAGGAGCCAACGACGCGGAUAUAUAUGACCCUGAAAAUUCACACGCUGUGCCAUUCUCAACAGCCGCAGAUGCUCUUGAGCCGACUGUGUUCCACCAUCGAAAAUGGGAUCGUCUACGCAAACGCUACCGGGACCAAUAUCUCGAAAUAUUCAAGGAGACAUUCGAGACCGAGGAUAGAGACAACCUCGGCGACGACUUACCUCCAACUCAGCUCGGGGCCGUUCUUUGGCGAUCCGAAGAAAAAUCCAGGCUGUAUGACGCGCUGGGUCGCAAAGGACGACAUGAAUUGAAAGCCCUUUCGAUAUUGGUUGGCACAAAGUCUGAGGUCGAGAUCAAAGCGUACCUGGACAACCUGCGAGGACAGGAGGCGGACCGUCAACGGUUCGAAGCACAGCCGAAGAACAUCUCCCACGCCGACAUCCCUGCUGCUAUUGAGAUUGGCCGUGAAUGUGAAGAUGUCCUUGACACGGCUGCAGCCGCCUUGUCAGCGUUUCAGGAACAAUACGACGCUACUGUUGGUCAAACCGGCAAUAACUUAUGGUUCAUCGAUCAUGACGUGGCCGCUGAGCUGGAUCAGAAGGGCGACGAAUUGGAACCAUCUGGAAACACUCGUGACCCAGAUUCUGAAGAUGCACGCGCGCCAAUUUCUGAAAGAGCAGUCCAGGCUUUCCAUCUCUCAACAUUUCUCGUGCUGAGCGAGCGCUUCUUCAUGAACAGACUUGCUGAUAGCCCGGAGUUCUGGCAAAAUAUAGCAGAGGAGAGUCAACGCCCAGCGCUGACCUUGGACUGUAUAACUCUAUUCUACGACUUGAUCGUCAACUUUGCACGUCGGUUGAUCCAAUCGUCUCUUUUCAUUGCCAAGUCUCGCGUUCGUGCUGCGGCGACCAAAGACUACCAACCCGGAGGACUUGUCAGAUCUGAAGACGUAGUUGCGGCUCUAGAUGUGUUGGGCGUCAAAAAGGACUCGGAGUCGUUCUGGAUUGGGCUGGCGAGGAGAAAUGGUCUAAGAGUUGUGGACGACGCACAUCGAAGAGGCGUGGAUGGGAAGGCCGUUAUGUCGUUCGAGAAAGUGGAAGAAACAUUGUCAAGUCGUCCCAGAACCAGGUCAGGUUCGAGUACAUCGGCGGCAUCAACAAGAAGCCAUCCACCCUCGGAGGAAACCUCGGGUAUGGGCGAUCUUGCGGACGACAAUGAAGACAGCCCUGGUUCUGAUGACGAUGAGCAGUCUUCGGCAGGCACUAGCUACUCCGACGCGGAAAGCGAGGGGCCAGAAGCAAACAAUCCUGGCGUGGAAAAUUAUGAUUCAUCAUCUGAUGAGCCUUCGGCUUCGCGGAUAUCAAGGGAAAAGCGGACACAGUUUCUCGAGGAAGAACAAGACCUCUACCUGACGAGAAUGGACCGAGAAGCCCGAAGGAGGGAAGAAUCCCGGUUGUUGGCUCUGCUCGGUCUUCAAGAUACUCAAGAUGAGAAGAAUAUAAAGGAAGAAGCAAUCGAGGACCUGGGACUUCGACCACGAGUGCUGAGGAAAUCUGUUGAAGAUUGUAUGGGAUGGUCUGUCCAGUACGAGGCUGAGUGGGAGAGCAAUGGGAGAAUGCUGCCUUCCGAGAGCCCGUCGCUGGCGGAGCCUGCGCCAAAGAGGAGAAGACUGGAGCCGGAAGGUGAUAGUGGCUGACGCAAGGCUCAUGCAUCUCUCCUACGCAUCAAGAGUCGCACAUGGGACGGAGAUUUGUUGUUCGCGGGUUGAAGGCAAAUGGGCAGAGGGCGCCGCGGAUGAUCUCAGUGGCUGGAGGAUUAGGGGAAGCUAGUGAAGCUUAAGUUUUUAGCGGCCGAUCGUUCGAGCUUCCGACUCGGGAAAUUCACCGCCUCGGCCUGUAAACAACUUGGAGCUUCC